UCUACCUCGUCAGCGUCCGACCUUUCUUCCCUCGUCGUUCUCGUCGUCCUCGAGCCAUCCCUUGCCGUCACUGAAAACCGGUCUCGACUGCCUGACACGAUUGGGCCCUCAAAAUUAGCAACAGUUGGUCCUUCGCGGCGCUCGUUGACCCCAUCUUCGAGGACCUCGCAUAUGGACAGCGCCCCAAAUUCCACCAACAUCCACACCAUCGUCAAGGCACAAAUCGUAUUUCUUCUCUCUACCCUCACAGAGGACAAUUUCGAACGUAACCAGCUGGAGAUUCGCUCUCUUUCAGAGCAGCAUGGCAUAGAAACCUAUCUUCACUUCAUUCGCCGCCUCAUCGUCCAUUCCCACUCGAACUCUUCGUCGACGCUCACCUUUCGUCUUCUUACCCAAGAGAUCCACCGUAUUUCUCGAGAUCCUUUCCUAGCUGACCGUUUUCGUGACGGUAUUGACAAAGGCGAGGGCGAAAUUUUCAGACAUUUCGAUCUAGUCCGAUUCCUUGAUCGCGUGUCGCUGCGCCCUUUGGAACGCCUCGUCCUCGCCGCCUCUAUCGCUUCAGGCUCCACAAGAAAGGACCUUGUAACGCAGGCCACAUCCAUUAUUCAGAACAACGUCGAGUUUGAAGACGCCGUCCUGAGCCUCUGCCACAACCCUUCCUUCGACCACGCAGACCUUUCCCCUCAUCAGGUCGCAAAACUCAUGUCCAAUCUUCUCUCCGAUCUCCCACAAGAGUCACCUGUCCUCGACCAGUCUCAACGACAAGCUCUCAUCGUUGCUGCACAGACAAAGUAUGGCCAAGAGACGGUUACUCCCAUCCUACAGCGGAUAUUCCCUACAAUGAGCGUCCCUCCCGGCACAACUUUAAUACAAGUUCUUCUGCAACUCGGUCCCGACAUUACCAACGACCCAGAUGUAGUCCGCGCAUUAUUUGUUCGUUUUGGUAUCUCCGACACAAGCCCUCCACGAGAUGAACAAGUCAUCGAAAUUGUAGCCACUCUCAGUCGGAAAGCCACCGAGGGCGCUACAUUAUGCGAUGUUCCUGCUUUAAUACGUGCUUUCAGUAACUUCCAUUCCUCCAUUAAUUGGGCCAAUGUCAUCAAGUCAUUCGAUCAACCAGAACGUCAUGGCAUCGACACGCCUACUCUCAAACUCCUCAUCGCCAUCCUCCUCAAUAGCCCCCGUGACACAGAUUCGCAUGCAGUGACAGGUUUCUGGUCAAUCUGGUCCAACUCCCUCUACCAACUCCGCCUCCUCGACGCCCUUCUUUCCCUACCUGCCGAUACCUUUAACUUUGUUCAUCUUCCCGGUCAAAGAAUCGUCACGCUAGACGAUGUUGUUGUCGCUAGCCCGACAAUCAAAUCAUUGGCAGCCAAUGUUCAGGGUCAUACAUGGAAUUCUUUGGACCUUUUCCAAGUCUUGGUACGCAUGGCCGACUCCGAAUCUACGGAAAUCCGAAACGUUGUUAGGGAUAUGUUGGAUAAGGCAAUAAAGAUCAGCGCGGAACUGGUACACAUGGGGUUGCUACAGGUCCCGGAUGCCCCGUGGAAUGAAAUUCGCUUAGAAUACUCCCGGAAACUUUUGGCCAUGUUUUUAGCUGGCCAUACCAACCAUCAGCUUGUCUUCAUGAGGAUAUGGCAGGUCGACCCUGCCUACCUUGCAAAUGCGUUCCGCGAUUUUUACGAGGAGAAUCAAUUAAACAUCACUCGCAUCCUAGAUGUGGCUCAAGACUUGAAGAUCCUUGAGUCAUUGCUGGAGGUCAGGCCUUUUGCUUUUGCUCUAGACCUCGCUUCCCUCGCUUCUCGGAGAGAGUAUUUGAACUUGGACAAGUGGCUGAUCGACAACGUUGCAGCGCACGGUGCGGAAUUCUUGCACGCUGUCCUGGCGUUCCUUGAAGAAAAGAUGCAAGUCGAGAAAACCAUGCGCAUCGCCGAUCCGCCGCCAGAAAGUCGAACCAUGACUCUCGGAGUCAACACCAUUACCAUCAUUCUACGGAUGUUGAGGGCUAAUCAGAACCAGAUGGACGCAGACGAUCAGCCAUUCUGGAAUGACGUGAAAAACCACUGCCUACAGGUUUACCCGCGUUUGAUGAGCAUGAUUCUUGGUUCUGACGUAGAACCUGGUUAUGCGGUGAUCAACUACUCAGCCGAGAUCGAGUCAGAGGUUGACAGCAUCUACAGGCAGAUGUAUGAUGAAAGUACCUCUAUUGACGAAGUCAUCUCGAUGCUCCAGCAAUACAAAGCCUCUGACAAUACACGCGAUCGUGAAAUUCUCGCCUGCAUGCUCCACUUCCUCUUCGACGAAUACAAAUUUUUCCAAUCCUCAUACCCCAUGCGCGAGCUUCUGAUGACCGGCUAUCUAUUCGGAUCCCUCAUUCAACACAAGCUUAUCGAUUACAUCUCCCUCGGCAUCGCAAUCAGAUACAUCUUGGACGCCCUUGACUGUCCACCGGAGACUAACCUAUUCAAGUUCGGAAUCCAGGCUUUGUCCCAGUUUGAAUCUCGUUUACAGGAGUGGCGGCCCUUGUGCGAGGCUUUGGCCAGGAAUGCCAAUCUUGCGGAGGCACGGCCAGACCUUGUAACCGUCUUGCAAAGGUACCUGGCAUCGACGACUGAUGGAGGACAAUUAGAUGCCCGGCCUGCUUCACUGGCAUCUGAAGCUGUUUCGCCUGUGUUCACUGCGAUUCAACCGGACCCAAUUGGAGGGGAGAUGGAGCAACCACCGGAAGAGUUGUCCGACAAGAUCCUUUUCAUCAUCAAUAAUCUCGCACCCAGCAAUUUCAAUGCCAAGCUUUCGGAGAUGCAAGAGUUGUUCGUAGAUGACUACGCAAGGUGGUUCGCCAAUUAUCUGGUCGACCAGCGAAUCAGCACCGAGCCAAAUAACCAUUCCCUGUAUUUGCGUUUCCUUGACGCACUUGACAGGAAGCCAUUGCACAUGUUCAUUCUGCAUGAAACGCUUGUCAAAUCGAUGAACCUUCUGAACUCCGAGCGGACCUUGAGUUUGGGGUCGGAGCGUACCAUGCUAAAAAACGUCGGAGGUUGGCUUGGUUCCAUUACGCUCGCGAAGGAUCAACCCAUCAAGCAUAAAAGUAUUUCGUUCAAAGACAUUCUCACAGAGGGGUAUGAUGCAGGCAGGACUAUCGUCGCUAUUCCCUUUGUCUGCAAAGUCCUCGAAGCAGGGUCCCGUUCGAAAGUAUUCCGACCACCGAAUCCUUGGCUCAUGGGAAUCAUGAGUCUUCUGGCGGAAUUAUAUUUCUUUGCAGAUCUCAAGCUAAAUUACAAGUUCGAAAUCGAGGUGUUAUGCACAAGCUUGGACAUUGACUUGGAUUCAGUGGAACCCAGCGCGGUUCUGAGGAACAGACCUACCGUUGAUUCUUUGGCCGGACCUCCCUUACCGGAAUAUGUGGAAGACAUCAACUCCUUGCCUAUGGGAGGUUACGAUCCUGUGUCUGGACAGCCCCCUUCUCAAAGCGACUCUCAGCAAGUACUGGGAUUGACCGGGAGUGCUUCGGAUCCCACGACAGAGCUCGGCCCCCUCAUCGAAGCGAUUCUGAACAAUCUCGAAAGAAGUGUGCAGAUCAACCGGCAGUUUUCGUCGUUAGAUAACAGCCCGUCUUUCAGAAGGUCAGUUCAAUUCGCAGUCUAUCGUGCCGUUAGGGACAUCAUUUCGCCUGUGGUGGAAAGGUCUGUGACGAUCGCGGGAAUUUCAACGAGAGAGUUGGUUGCGAAGGACUUCGCUACAGAAGCCCACGAGGAGAGGUUGCGCAAGGCUGCACACUCCAUGACACAGAAACUUGCAGGAAGUCUGGCAUUGGUUACUUGCAAGGAGCCGUUAAAGGUCAGCCUCGCCUCUAAUAUUAGAACUUUGUUGCUCGAACAGGGCUUUGCUGAGGUCUCCCAACAAGCCAACCUGAUCGAGAUUCUGGUGUCUGAUAACCUGGAACUCGCGUGUGCGGCCAUCGAAAAGGCUGCAAUGGAACGCGCCGUGUCGGAUGUCGACGAGGCAUUUUCGGCUGCUUACGAGUCGCGUCGGCGACACAGAGAGACCCGUCCUGGCCAAACUUAUUGGGACUCAACUUCUCAGCCAUCCACCUUCGCCAUGUCGCUCCCCGAACCUCUCAGGAUCAAGGCCUCUGGGGUGCAACCUGUUCAAGUCUCUGUGUAUGAAGCAUUUGGACCCCGCAAGGAUACUAUACAAAACCUCACUAUGAUAAAUGCUAGCAGACCAGGCUCGACCAUGCCUAUCCACAUUCCUGGCAUAUUCCCGCCUUCGCCUGCACCUCCUGAUGCUAUGAACAUCACUGUUGGUCACCAAGAAGCCAUGGAACGAUUCCAAGUCAUGGUUCGUGACCUUGAAGCAUUGAUCACACAACUUCCGAUCCAGUCGUUGGUUCCUCUCCCAGUCAAUCAUGACGUUCGAUUCCUUAUCCGCAAUAUCCUAACAUUGGCCGACAAUGCUCAUGAACGAGGACGCACGCCACUGGCAAUGUCCCAAAAGAUCGUGCAGUUAUUGUACAAGACGCCAACCAAUCUCGGACGUGAAGUCUUCGUGGCUUUGCUUGAAAGCCUCUGUCGCUCAUUCGACGAGGUCGCGAAAGAAGCUAUUACGUGGCUUCUGUACGCUGAAGACGAACGAAAAUGGAACACCCCCGUAACCUACACUCUGUUGAGAAGUCAAUUGAUCAGUGUGUCCCCGUUGGAUCAACAGCUUGCCAAAAUGCUAUUUAUGAACCCUCGACCAAACUUGAUGGACUAUGUCGCAGGCUUGAUUCGGGAAUGCUUGACCAGCGAACCUCCCGUUGCUACCCAAAAUCAAUUUACGUUCUCCAUCGAUGUACUGACAACUCUCUCUGCGAACGGAAAAGCCAACGAAGAGGUUGACAAGUUGAUUGACGACCUCCGGGGUGUCAGACGAGGGACCAUUCGUCAACCAUCCACCAAACCUGGAGUAGAAAACACCAAGGAAAAGUUGUACUUGAGCUUCCAAGGAUGGGUCAACAUAUUCCAACGUUCCCAUUCUCCCGAGAGGAAUUUCGUUACUUAUGUAACGCAGCUCACUCGGUUAGGUUUCGGAAAGGAAGACGAGGUUUCGUUACUCUUUUUCCGGGUCUGUGCGGAGUCCAGUGUCAACCACUACAUGAAGUGCCUCGGCACAGAAGAUUAUGGUAGUGCCUUCAUACAAUUGGAUGCCAUGUCGCGUCUGAUCGUCCUAAUGAUCAAAUACCACGGUGAUGCUUCGGGACAUAAUGAACAAAUGAAAGUUCAUUAUCUAACCAAGAUUCUGUCUAUAUUUGUUCUCGUUCUCGCAAACCUACACGAAGAACAAGGGCCCCGGUUCCAGCAGAAGCCCUUCUUCCGAUUCUUCUCUAGCUUAAUCAAUGAUUUCCAUGCAAUUGAAUCGGCUCUUGGGACUGCAUACUUUCAUCUCUUGAUUUGUAUCAGCGAUGCCUUCAGCUCAUUGCAACCUACCCACUUCCCUGGAUUCUCGUUCUCCUGGAUGUGUCUGAUAUCUCAUCGAUUGUUCAUGCCUAAGCUGUUGCUCUCAGAGAACAGAGAGGGAUGGUCCGCUUUCCACAAGCUCCUGUUGUCCCUCUUCCGCUUUUUGGCGCCGUUCUUAAAAGAUGCAGAUCUCCAACCUGCAGCUCGAGACCUAUACCGAGGAACAUUACGUCUACUCCUCGUCCUUCUCCACGACUUCCCCGAAUUCCUCAGUGAAUAUUAUUUCACCCUGUGCGACGCUAUUCCCGCUCGGUGCAUUCAACUCCGCAACAUCGUCCUUAGUGCUUUCCCGCGUACUAUCGUUCUCCCUGACCCUCAUCUCCGUUCUGUUUCUCUCGAAACCAUGCCCGAAAUGGGCCCCAUUCCCCCCAUCCUUUCUGACUUUACCUCCAGCUUGAAGAACUCUGAUAUUCGGGGCAAUCUGGAUCAAUACUUGCUAAACCGGGGAGCUACCUCGUUCUUGAUGUCGCUCAAAGAAAGACUACGACUCCCUAAUAGCACCGAAGGAGCAACCGAAGGUUACAACCUCUCGCUAAUAAACUGCCUUGUGAUGUACAUUGGAGUCUCCUCUGUUGCCCAAGCAAAGGCCAGAAGCGGUAGCUCAGACUUUAUCUCUACUGAACCAGGUGUAGUUGCUCUACAGUAUUUGGCCAACAAUAUGGACGUCGAAGGGCAACACCACCUUCUCAGUGCAAUGGUCCUUCAUCUCCGAUAUCCCAACGCCCAUACCCAUUGGUUCAGUGCGCUCCUUCUCCAUCUUUUCAAUGAAGUACAGGACGAUGUCUUCAGGGAGGUCAUGACGAAGGUGUUGCUUGAAAGGUUUAUCGUGCACCGUCCUCACCCAUGGGGUGCCCUGGUUACAUUCAUCGAGCUGCUCAGGAAUUCAAAAUAUGACUUUUGGAGCAAAGAAUUCGUUCGGAUUGCCCCCGAAGUUACAAUGCUUCUUGAAAGCGUUGCUACAUCAAUCCUCCAAGAGUAGACCAAUGCCGAUGCUUCCUUCUUCGGUUUUUCUCCUUCUGUCCGUGCCUCGUCUUCUCUAGUUUAUUGUCUUUCUGCUAUCUGCACAUAUAUCUCCUCGUUUAUUUGGGUUAACUGCCUCUUUACUGCACGCUGUAUUGUAACAUUUAUUGUCCGCCCCUUUCAAGCGUUGAAAGGUGUAAAAAAUACUGUUCUCAACUCAAAA
Molecule: messenger RNA, 6681 nt
Organism: Marasmius oreades (fairy-ring Marasmius)
Lineage: Eukaryota; Fungi; Basidiomycota; Agaricomycetes; Agaricales; Marasmiaceae
Exons: 15
Coding region: 172-6477 (2101 amino acids)
Biological process (GO): nuclear-transcribed mRNA catabolic process, deadenylation-dependent decay
Cellular component (GO): CCR4-NOT core complex; P-body
Molecular function (GO): molecular adaptor activity
Source: RefSeq, a predicted model, not a curated record